Molecule: messenger RNA, 567 nt
Organism: Varanus komodoensis (Komodo dragon)
Lineage: Eukaryota; Metazoa; Chordata; Lepidosauria; Squamata; Varanidae
Gene: GUCA1C
Product: guanylate cyclase activator 1C
Exons: 4
Coding region: 1-567 (188 amino acids)
Molecular function (GO): calcium sensitive guanylate cyclase activator activity; calcium ion binding
Source: RefSeq, a predicted model, not a curated record
AUGGGUGCCAAUGAAUCAGCGGCUGGAGACGAUAUCAUUAACCAAGAGGCCCAUCACUGGUACACCAAAUUUAUGAAAGAGUGUCCAUCAGGUCAGCUGAGCCUGCAUGAAUUCAAAGCACUUCUGGGUCUGCAUGGUUUGAAUCCACAGGCAAAUCAUUAUGUCGAUCAAGUGUUCAAUACUUUUGACUUGAACAAGGAUGGAUUUAUUGACUUUUUGGAGUUUAUAGCUGCAAUAAAUCUGGUCAUACGAGGGAAAAUUGACCAAAAGCUGAAAUGGUAUUUUAAGCUAUAUGAUGCUGAUGGGAAUGGAACUAUUGACAAAAGAGAACUCGUAAGCAUAUUCUCGGCUAUUCAAGCUAUCAAUGGCAACCAAGAGAUGUCUCCUGAAGCCUUCACAAAUAUGGUAUUCCAGAAGAUAGAUGUAAACAAUGAUGGGGAACUGACUUUAGAAGAGUUCAUCAAUGGAGUGGAAAGUGAUGAACAACUCCUGGAAAUGAUUUCAAAGAGCUUUGACCUUUCCAAUGUUCUGAAAAUUAUACAAAGUGGGAGAAGACACAGUGUCUAA